Rhipicephalus microplus (southern cattle tick) is the source of this 6578-nucleotide messenger RNA. Its product is annotated as cysteine-rich motor neuron 1 protein. Gene Ontology annotation, cellular component: plasma membrane. The record is from RefSeq and is a predicted model, not a curated record. Gene Ontology annotation, molecular function: protein binding. NCBI's taxonomy places the organism in Eukaryota, Metazoa, Arthropoda, Arachnida, Ixodida, Ixodidae.
CUCUCGUAGUGGUCGCCAGUUGUGUUUCCCGUUUCCCUACAGUGGUGCCGCCGUGCGGCGCGCGCGCGCCGUCGUCUGCUAUCGUCCGCCGCGAAGACGCGGCUGGCUGUGUGUGUGUUGUGCUCGGAAGGAUCUCGGCGCAGUUCACCGGGCCUGCGAAGCUCCUUAUUUCGCGUCCUCCUCUCGUCAGGCGGUGCUUGUCGCAUUACAACGGUCGUUCCCAGCGCUACGUAACAUCCCGAUCUCGACCAAUCGACACCCCGUCAAGGUGUAGUGCGUUUUUCGUACGCGGGAGUACGCCGUCUGCCUGAAGCAGACGGAAGCGGAACGCAGACAACACACCACGGGUGAGGCGGGAGUAAUCACCGCCCGUUGCGUGUAGGCGAAGUGUGUUAGCGGACGUCGUCGGUGUGUUUAACGGUGGCGGCGGAGGGCCGCCGAACACCGAUGUUGUUGCGACUGCCUUUCGUUUCCGUGCCGAGUGACGAGGAAUAAACGCGUCCCGCUUGAAGUAGUCGUAGUUGUUUCGCCGAUCGCUCUCGGAAGGAGCGAGCGUCCCCGCUUCUCUCGUUUUACGACGCAGCCCUUCUUCUUGUGCUCCGAGACGCAUCAACAAACAUGCUCUUCGCGCGGCUGCCUGCACAGCUGAGCGGCGGCGGCCCCACUCCGCAGCUGCCGUCGACUCGCGUCGUGUUCGCCCUUCUCAUCGCGUCGUCGGUGUUUAUCACGACGGUCGCGGACGGUGACAGUGCGUCGUCUUCGCUUCACAGUGAACAACACCGCGACGAUCCGUCGUUGUCGUGCCCGCCGGAUGACCAGUGCGACACGAAGAAGUGGUGCUCGGCGAUUGCCGCCGUCAUAGCAGACGACAAGAAGGGCGGCGCGGCAGACGACGAGUACGACCACGGAGUCAAGUGCUUGGACGAGCAAGUCGUGGAUCGGUGCGGUUGCUGUCGCGAGUGUGUACGCGGCUCGCCGGGCCUGCCUUGCGGCGGAAUCCGCCGCCUCGGAGUGUGCGCGGCGCCCCUCGAAUGCCUCGCCGACGUCGCCGUCGGCAGGAUCGCCGAGCCCCACGAGGAAGGCACCUGUCACGAGCGCAACUGUUCGGCCAUCGCGUGUCCCGCGGUGGCGUCCAAGCCGUGUCCAGAGGACAGCUACGCCCUGCCGUCGCAAGUGUCCCCCAAGAGUUGCUGUCCAAUCAGCGGAGGGUGUGCCUGUCUGCCGAACGACUGCCUCGGGAAGGACUGCCAGCCCGACGAGGUGCGCCGCCUGGUGAAGACGGGGAACAGCAAGCCCGGCUCCUGCUGCGACACCUACGAGUGUGUUCCUGCUAGUGGAGACCACGUGUGCCACGUGGGCAAGGAGACGUACAAGAACGGCGAGACCUGGCACACCAAGUGCAGCACCUGCUCGUGCCGCAACGGCGUCGCCGUGUGCAACGACAACGUCUGCAAGGGAGUCGACACGCACUGCUCCUGGCUGCACAAGCCCGAGGGAGAGUGCUGCCCCGUGUGCCUCGGUUGCCUGACAUCGUCGGGGCUUCGCUUCAACAACGGUGAGCGGUGGAAAGAGGACGACUGCACCUGGUGCGAGUGCAUAUCGGGCAAGGCCAAGUGUGAGGCACAGAUGUGCCAGACCAAGUGCGCAAAUCCGGUCAAGAAGCCAGGCGUUUGCUGCCCCGUCUGUGAAAAAUCGCCAUCGUCAUCGCCUUACCCAACUCACGGCAGCCCCAACCACACGAGCUUGUCUCGGUCGUGUCCGCGUGACGAUCGGAGCGUGUGGCGAGAUCAGUGCCGCCAUUGCGCAUGCCUGAAUGGUCACGAGGUCUGCUCCCUCGUGGCUUGCCCGCGAACCUACUGCGAGCACCCUAUCAUGGAACCCGGAGCUUGCUGCCCUGUUUGCCAAAAUGAUGCAGCUAGCCCAUUCCACUGGCCACCGGCAGGCACUGGCGUGUGCCAGGGUCUGGACGGCCACAUUCAUCGUGAAAGCGACAGCUGGUGGCUGGACGACUGCGUUCGGUGUGAGUGCGUAGAUGGCAUGGCCCUGUGUGACACCAUGCAAUGCCCUCCAGCACCAUGCGCCAACCCGACAAGAAAGCAGGGUCAAUGUUGUGCCACCUGCACGGAAGAGGAACAGCUCGGCAGCAACCAGUCCAACCAACUUCCGUGUGUGGGCGGAUACAAGGACGGUCAGUCAUGGCGUCCGGAGCCCUGCCUGAGCUGCCUGUGUCGUGCUGGCAAGGAACGCUGCUUCCGUGAAACCUGCCCACCUCUCACGUGCUUGGAGCCACUGUUCCUCAAGAAUCACUGCUGCCCAAUCUGCCCGACAGCAGCCACAUCUUCUAAGGCGACCCCAGUCUGCAGAACAGAUGGGAAGGUGUACGCCGACGGGGCAUCCUGGUCUCCCGACAACUGCAAGCGCUGCCACUGCACCUUGGGCCAAGUACAGUGCUCCGAGAUGGGCUGCCCCCCAAACAUGUGCCGGUCAGCCAAUCACACGUCGGGAAGCUGCUGCAUACCUUGCUCAUCGGAUGGAGCCGUUCGAUCGUCAAACCAGUGGCAGUGCACGCGAGGUGGCCUGGUGUUCGCUGACGGAGAGCAGCGUGUCAUCGACAAUUGCAACCGCUGUGAGUGCAGUCGUGGACACCUGCACUGCCAGGAGACCGUCUGCCACCAGGACUUGUGCCGAACCCACAACCACAGUUCUGGCAACUGCUGUGUGCAGUGCACUGAACUUCACCACUACAUCAAGAGCACCGGCAGCGACGUGGUCGGCUACGUGAUUGCCAUCGUGAUCCUGGUCACCAUCAUCGUGGUUCUCAUGUGUGUGGCUUGCUUGUGGAGGCGGAAGAACACCAGGCCGUUCAACAAGCCCAAGCCAACGCACUACCAGAAGACCGCGAACGGCUACGUCUGAGAAGCUGAAGUCAACCAUGUCUUUACUCCGCCGUUUUUCUCGACACCUUCGCCCCCCCUCCCUACUUUCCCCGAAUGCUCCUGGUCUUUUUCUUCAAGUGCGUGCACUUUGUGAUAUCGAGUAUUUAUGCCAAAGCCGGCAAGAAUGACCAGGACUAUAGCGGUGACGUUGAGGUUCCCAACACCUGUGUAUGGCAAGGACACCGAUGUAACCUUGAGAACUGCUUGGUGGCCUUGUCGAGAGAAUAGUGUCACGACCUCGUCACGGCUUUUUCAAGGAUUUCGUCGAGGCAGCCGCUUCACUACCUUGCCAGGGAAGCUGUCAGGUGUAUCACAACCUAGUAGAGAGAAUGCUGUCACAACCUCGCCAGGGUAGUUCCGUCGUGACCUUCAGUAGUGCGUCACGACCUUGUAAAGAAAACAGUGUCAUAAACUUGCCAAGGAAGUUGUGCUAUGCCCUUGCCAACAGUGUCACAACCUUUUCAAGCGUGCUGCGUCACGACCCCGUCAAGUGCGCCGCGACAUUGCAGGGACAACGGUGCCGUGACCUCACGAAGGAAACUGCAGCACGACCUCGUCAAGACAACUGUGUUGUGCAUCAGAUCUGCCGUGUUCGCGCAAACACUUUCAAAUCCGUGGCACAGACUGCUUGGGCAGGGGAGAGAGUGAGGCACCAUGACAUAUCCGAGGACGUGUGCUGGAACAUGAGGCUGUAUGCAGCGGCAGAAGGAACAGUGAAAGAUUUUGGUUUCGAACAGUGAUGACAUUUCAGUGGCUCUGCGGAAUUCCUUUUAUUGCAUGUGCAUGUGUGGACUGUAUCAAUGUAUUGCGCUGGUCCUCACAUGUUUGAGAAUAGUUCUGUGCACUUUCUCGAACUAAUGUGGAAACGGGGGCGAAUCGUGCGCCCAGCUUUGCGUGGUGGAUGUGCAGCCGAAAGGCAAAGCACGAAAUGACUGUGCCAUAAUGGGCAGACAGGUGAUGUUUGUCAUAUGUGGGCCACUAAGAUGUAUGAUCUCCGUAUACUGCUUUGAUGACUUUUAUCCCGUACGAGGUUGAAUACCUGCACAGGGGCACGUUCGUACAGUGUGUCCUUUCGUCGUUGCAAGAGCAUGCAGAUUUCGCAGCAUGCUGACAGAAAGAGAAUGGGAUAGCACGCACACUGCGAGCAGCUCGAGGCAGUUCAAUACAAUGAGGAACUUUUCAUUGGCUUGGUUCACGCCAUCCAGCAGUGAACUGAAAAAUUGUGAAUAUGUCUUUUACUUCCUUGCUCCACAGUUGCUGAAGGCCAUAAACCUUUCAGUGAUGUAAGUGAAGGACGUUAGGACAUUGUACAUAUACAAGUUGUUGUCGACAAAGUUUUAAGUCUGCAGUGUCAAUGCAAAAAUAAUAAGAGUGAAAUGAAAAUGUGUUCGUGUCGGAGUUGUGUGAUUUCGUCAAUGUCGUGCCUCACGGCGAUUCCCUUUUGAGUCUUUUACGCUCAGCAUGGGGACAUCUGUUUAGCUUGGGAACAUUUGCUUAUUUAGGAGGCACUUGUGCGGUUCUGCCCCCAAAAAUGAAGUUGAAGGAAAUUCAUUAGCGUACUUUCUUCGACUGGUGUUCAUUGUUUAGGCCGAAUUCCUCGAGGGCAGUUCGUGAAGCUGUCAGCUGCCUUCGCUUUUAAUCGCUGCAUUUCUGUUUGUUCAAUAUAUACAUACAAGUAAGAUAGCAGACUGAUCGAUUCUCUGUCUUGUGCAUGAUGAAAAUGAUUGUAGAGGACUAUCUAUUAGCACUGUUUUGCAAGAUCCUCUGCACUUUUAAUUAUGAAGUUGAUGGUUUAUAAAAUUUUUAUUGAUUAACUAGAUGCAUCAAGCUUCUCGCACAAGCUGGACCUUCAAUGUGUCUAGCCAAAAUUUGCAAACCGUUUAAUUAGGUUAACAUAUUUUAGUGGGAGCAUAUUGUAUAGUUACCCUGCAUGGUGGAAAACUCUACAUGUGUGUGACAGAGUGCUAUUAGAACUUUUAUAUUUUUCAGUGAUACAUAACAGAGAUAUAGUUGAACCUCGAUAUGACGAAGUUGUGGAGAUCUCAAGUAUUCCAUCCAAACUUUAUUACACUGCAGUACCUCAAGGGGAAAUGGUACUCAAAGAAAAAAAUGCUGCUUUAUUCUGUAGCCUGGGGCAAUGAAAUUUUUGCUGAACUAUACGUAGGUUUCCAUGCAGAUUUCAAAUAUGUAAUCAGCUUCAUAGUAAGUUGCAUAGUUUUCAUUUUGUACCAUAGCAAUGGGUAAAAUAUGGUUCUUAAUUGAAAAACGUUUUCUGCCGCUAGGCUUCUAUGGUUAUGAGCCAUUAAUGGAUUAUAUUGCUCCACAGUGGCAAUUAUUAUAAUGUGAGAUGCUCUCUAAUAUUCAGCCCACACUCAGUGCUCACUCAAGGUUCAUAAUAACAAUAAAAAGAUAUCUAGUUUUAAAGGAGAUAAUUGUACCGUUCACAUGCUUAGAAAUAUCUGGUGAAAGUUUCAUUCCGGGCUGGUCAUUAGAAGUACCAAAAGCAAUGAUUAAACUCAAGCAGCUGCCCGAUAUUUCCCCAUGGCAAGAAAAUCACAUUUUAUAUCUAGAAAUGAAAACUCAUCUACAGGGCAAAGAUAAGCUAUCUAAAACGAUUUAUUCCAUCAUAAGAGCUUGGAAAUCAUGGUUAUUUUGAGCAUGUGGCUUUGGUGAACUCCUCAUGUGAAAUGCAAUAGCAAAAAUUUCCAGAAAACUCUAGACAAUUAGCUCUUUUUAAUUUUUAUUUGCCACCUUGUGCUCUUGAAGAUCAAUUUUAACCUAGUUCAAUUUUAGUUACAACCUUCAUUUUUUUAUCAUACAAGUACAGAAACAAAAUUUGUGAUAGCAAGUAAAAGCAAAAAUAUGUAAAUUUGGAAAAAAAAUUUUUCUUCAGUAGCAUCUCCCCUUAGAUACCCACGUAAAUUUUCCUGAAGGAUUUUUUUUUUCUGAUGAACUUUUGAAGAACCACUCACAAAGCAACCAAGUGAGUACAAAUGCCCUGCAAUGUUUUUGCUUAUGCUUCAAUCUUCACAUUGUGGAAUCAGUUAAAGCUUUGUUGCGCAGAUAUUGCGGGAAAACUAAAUAUGAGCAAUACAACUCGCCACACCAGAGUUCGUUGAGUCGAGGUUCAACUGAAGUUGUAACUUUCAGUGUCACACUUACUGCUGCGGAGGGCAGACAGUACUUUGUAAAGUUUUUAGUAUAGUGUGUGGUGUCAUAGUUGCCAAUCGUGGUGUACUGUUCCAGAUGAUGCUCUGCCUGUUAUUCGAGCUUCUAGCGAAAGCCAGAAUGAAAUGGCAGUGCUAUGUAUACAUAUAUAUUUUUUUCCUUUUUGUGAAGUAGACGGCAAUGAGAGCAUGAACAGUGCACUGUUUGUUCCAAAACAAGAUUUUAUGAAAUGAGUAGAAAACACAAUCUUAUUUGUGUUUCCAUUCCUUCAGAACACUGUCGAGUUUUUUAAAAGUCUUUUAGGAGAAGCACAACAUGUAUAUUUAUGACUUUGUUUGCGGUUGUGCAGUUUAUCGACUGUGCACGUGUGCGUGAGUGACGGAUGAAAAGAACGCAGAGCGACAGCUUUUUUUUUUUCCUCCUCCUCGGCUCGGUGUCGGCCACAAAUAAAAAUCUGAACAUUUUACUGUACAA